CGACGGGAUAGCGUCCCUGGGAUCUAUGGUCCACUUGAAUCCAGAGCGUGAAGGCGGGGCGACUUCUACGGGACUCCAGGGCUGAUUAAAACGAGGCAGAAUUAUUUCAAAAUUAAUAGUUCCAUUUUAGGAAACUACAGUGAUAAUAAAACUGAUUGAUUGUUUUACUACUGGCAUAGAGAACUUGAGAGAUGAUCUACUACAAACCAUUUAUAUUAAAAGUGAGAUUAUUUUGACCCAGAAAGGUAAGUGAUUUGCCCAAAGUCACUGAGCUAGUUGUUGAUACCCUUUUUUUCUGAUUCUGUCUAGUUCCUUUUUUGCUAUUUACUGUUUCUUCUCAUUGCAUUGAAGUUAAAAUGGUCUUGAGAAUAAUCAGAAUGUUGUCUUUUACAUAACUGCAGAGCAUACCAUUGAUCCAGAAUUAAAAUUUUUAAGUACAGAUAAUCAAAAUCUAAUUUUCUUUAUUACUUAAGAACUGUAUAUUUAAAUGCUUGCUAGGUGAUGCAUUGGGAUAGCUAGGUGGUACAGUAUACAAAGUGCUGGGUGAGGAGUUAGGAAGACUAAUUACUUCACCCUUUUUGCCUCAGUUUCUUAUCUGCAAAAUGAACUGGAAAAGGAAAUAGCAAACCAUUCCAGUAUCUUUGUCAAGAAAACCUCAAAUGGAGGUAUAAAGAGUUAGACAUGAUUGAAACUACUGAAUAAUUUGCAAAGUACUGUGGAGCGUACCCUCCCCCCCAUCCCUUUUUUAAAAUUCAUUCUAAAUUCGAUAACUUCUCCUUGCUUUGGAAUUUUUAAAGAAAUGUUUCUGACUGUGGAAUGAUUUUUAACCAAUGAUCAUUUGUUCUUAGCAUAUAUUUUAUCUACCAUUCAUCUAGAUAUAUAUAAAGUUUGAAUGGAAACAAUAAUUGAACAGGUCCAUAAAUUGGGAAUACAUUUUAUAAGACCUUAGGUUCUAAAGUUGUACCUCAAUUUUUAGUUUAAUUCUUGAAUAAAAAAAGGUUUUAUAGGAUAAUUUAGUUUUGUUAUUUGUGCUAAUAAUUUUAAAAGAAUCACAACCUGAAACAGAAGAAGACAGAGUAAGUUGUUAAAGUCUGAUAGUCUAGAUCUCUUAUUUCAUGCUGGAUGAAAUAAAUAGAAUCCAUUUUUGUAGUUAGCUGAGGUAGAGUAAUGUAAUGACUACAUUAUAUUGUCCCAAAUUAUUUAUUGCUUGUUUUUUUGUUCAAUCUUUCAGUUGUGUCUGAUUCUUCAUGAUCCUGUAUGGAGUUUUCCUUGGCGGACAUGUAAGAGUGGUUUGCCAUUUCCUUUUCCAGUGAAUUUAAGGAAUCGAAAUCAAGUGAUUUGCUCAGUAGUAUUACGUAAAGAAAUCAUGAUGUAAUGAAGGGAAGUGAUUUUCUCAGGGUUCCCUGAUUGGUUAGUGACAAAGCUAGCAUCAUGAUGAUGAAGAUAAAUUCUACAGUCUUUCUAUCACACAGCUUCCUAACACUCCUAAGAAGUUAACUAUCACCUGUGCUUGAACACCUUUAGUUCUGGGAAGCUUCAAACUUAGAAGUCAAACUCUUCACAUCAGUGAAAUCCAAGGUGCAGAUUUGAUGCUUUCUGCCAUAGUCUACUUUGUAAUGAAAAAAAUUCUGUUUUCAAUGUCAUGCAUCAUCAUUGAAGGAAUAUUCAGUUUAGAUUGAAGAGAUUACAUUUGCUUCAAGAAAAUUGAGAUCAAACAAAUAACAUCUUGGGAAAAAAUGGAAACCUCCUACCACGUUUUAGGGCAAUUAUAUAAGAAGAUACUUCUUGGAGCUCCACUUGAAAAUGACACCCAAGAAUAUGCAUUUUAUCUCAAUCUACCAUUUUCAAUCCAAGAUUUAUCCACAUCAAAUUUCUUGAGGUGGCCAUGUGUUCAUCAUGGAAACCAACCUGGUUCUGUCAACAUUGGUGCCACUCCCAUUCCUGUAGAAUUAAUAAAUUUGAAAAUUCAUUUUCAAGUUAGUAAUCCCAGAGAUAUAAUGCUGCUUCAAUUAACAGUCAUCAAGAUGAUGAUAACCAAAAUACUAGCUAAAAAAAUGGAAUUUACUAUAAAAGAGAAGUAUAAUGCUAUAAUUGAAAUUCUUUUAAAGUCAUAUGAACUGGAAUCUAAAUUAAUCAACACAUUCCAUGGAUCUGAUAAAUUACUGUCUCAUAUGGCUGCAAAAUGUCUUGCCUCACUGUUACAUUUACAACUAAGAGAAAAGGAUAUUAUAAAUAAAACAUGGACAGAUUUUUGUUUAAAAAGUUUUUCCAACUACCCUGAAAGUAAUACAAUCUCUUAUUGUCUCUGGACUCUUACAGCUGUAAUAAAAGAAAUAUUGAAGGCUACAUGUUUACAAAAAGCAGGAUUAUUGAAGCAGUUUUUGGCAUCUUUUGAUUUUCAUUUUGAAGUCUUUUACUGUUCAGUUUUUUCUCAGAAUUUUGAAAACAACCACGAUACCAAGAUACUAAAUCCUAAAAUUACAAAUUUUUUUAUUUGCUUUUUGGAAUUGCUUGAAAUUCUUAUAGCCUCCAGAAUUCACUUGAAGUUAUAUCUCACUUGCCAGAGGGUUUUUUAUUUGAAAAUAUUUUGUGCUUUGGAUAUUAUUAGGUGGCCUAUUCACUCUUUAGUCAAAAAGAAGUUCAUCAUCCUUAUUAAAAGAUGUCUGCUGCAUAAAGUGGGUGAAGAUGUCCUAAAUACUUCACUUCCUACUUUAAUUGAACAGGAUCCUUAUUUAGAUAUGGACAUGUUAGCUUUGGGUAAUGCUUUUCUGCAAGCUGUGAAUUUGGGGUGGUUGAAACAAUUAUCUGUUCGUGAAAAACCCAGCCACUUUGGAGGCAGUGAAGUUCAAUCUGGAAAUAAAAGUCUUCUUGGCCCUGAUCUCAUUAUCCUCAGAGCAUCAAGUUUAGUUUUACUGAAAUCCUUAGAAAUCAAGGUGCAUAAUUAUAUGUCUGCAAGUGAAGUAAAAGCUGAAUUACAGAAAUUCAUGCCUGAGUUAUUGUCCUUCUUAAAACAUCACCUUCAUUCCUCCCUGAAAUUGCAUCAUCACUGUGAAUGGCUUUCUAAAAUCUUCAUAGAACAAGAUGAUGACAUGCUGGAGGCUGCAAAAGCAUCAUUAAGCAUUUAUCUAAAGCUUACUAGAAGUUGGAAUGAAGCUGCUAAGGACAUGAUCCAAGAAAAAGAAACUUGGGACCAUCAGACACAUGAAAAUGGCUUUAAUCCUCAUUGUAUUUUCUUAUUUCUCUUAAAAAAUAUUGGAUUUGAUGCAACAGUUCUCCUUGACUUUUUGAUUUCUUCAGAAACCUGCUUUCUUGAAUACUUUGUUAGGUAUUUAAAACUACUCCAAGGAGAGAAGAAUAAUUUUUCAGAUGUUUGUAAAUUAUUUGAUGCAGCAGAAUUAAGAGAUGGUAUGCAUAUUUCUAGGAUUGUCACUUCACAUGUUGAAGAAAGAUACAGCAACCAAGCUACUCAUCAGCAUCUUUUUUGUGGUACAAACCACUAUGCUGUUUUACCCUUGGCUUCUGACCCUACUACUUCUGGAACAAAUAUUAAACAGAAAGACAAUCAGACUAUGAAGUUGAAGCAACCCAACUUAUUGAUGUGCAUUGAUAAUACAUCUUCACCAAGAGCCUCUCAAAGCCUGGUUGAUUAUUCAGGCAGCUCAGAAGAUUCUGAAGAGGAAUCAGUGGAAGAAGAAUAUUUAUCAACUAUUAAACAGACUCCUUUAGACUAUCAAGUCAAUACAAAGAUAAAGGAAAUUGUCAGUGUGAUUGGAGAAAAGAGCCAGAAUUACCUAGAAUCUACUGCCAUGCUUCUAGAUCCAAAAGAGGCUUCUACUUUGUCAUCUGUUAGUUGUGAAACUGCCCUAAAUAGUAUUGCCUCUGAAACUGUAAUAUUUUGUAAAACGUUUAAAUGCUUGAAAGAACUAGAAAAGGCAAUUUCCCGUUUGCACAGGAAACAUCUCUUUCCAUACAAUCCAUCUGCACUAUUGAAAUUGCUAAAACACAUUGAUACAAUAAAUAAAAAUAUGAACGUGUUAUAAAGAA
Molecule: messenger RNA, 4044 nt
Organism: Antechinus flavipes (yellow-footed antechinus)
Lineage: Eukaryota; Metazoa; Chordata; Mammalia; Dasyuromorphia; Dasyuridae
Gene: LINS1
Product: lines homolog 1
Exons: 10
Coding region: 1737-4040 (767 amino acids)
Source: RefSeq, a predicted model, not a curated record